Molecule: messenger RNA, 1531 nt
Organism: Panicum hallii
Lineage: Eukaryota; Viridiplantae; Streptophyta; Magnoliopsida; Poales; Poaceae
Exons: 1
Coding region: 36-1175 (379 amino acids)
Molecular function (GO): protein binding
Source: RefSeq, a predicted model, not a curated record
UCUCCUGCCUUCGCCGGCACGGAGGGGCACACAAGAUGGACUGGUCCGAUCUGCCGGCCGAUCUCGUCGCGGCAGUCGCCGACAGGCUCGGCACCGAGCUCGCUGACCUCGCGCGCUUCCGCUCGGUGUGCCGGCCAUGGCGGUCGGGAUCCGCGGCGCACGCCGCGCGCCUCCGCGUCCCUCUGCUUCUGAUACCGAUGAUGUCCUACGACACCAGCGCGGAACGCCUCGUCUGGUCCCUCGCCGACGACCGCCUCCGGGAGGCCCCCCUGCCAGAGGCGCGCGGCGGCCACUCCUUCGUCUUCGCCUCCCACCACGGCUGGAUCCUGACCGUCGUCGCCGGUGACGGCGGCUUGAAGGCCACUCUGGUGUACCACUUCACCGGCGUCUCGGAACAGCUGCCCCGCCUGCCCUCCUCGUUCGGUGGCAAGGGCGGACGGAGGGUGACCCUCGAUGGCCUGUCGUGGGAUCGGUCCCCGCACGGCGUCGUGGUCUCCCCGGGCAAAGGCGCGUUCUUCUGCCGCCCCGGCGACGGAUCGUGGAGGAGCGUCGGCUGCCCUUCCGCCGCAGUCACCAGCGUCACCGCCUGCGACGGCGCGCUUUACCUAUUCGACAGGAAAACCUGCAGCGCGACCGUCGUGGACGCCGAAACCUUGGCCGUGGUGGCCGUGAUCGAGGCCCCCACGCUGGAGGUGCCCGGGUGGGAGCGGAAGGAAAUUGAGGCCAACCUCGUGGUGUGCCCGGACGAGGUCAUCCUCCUCGUCCGAUCGAAGCUCCAUCACCCGUGGUGCAGCGGCUGGCCGAGUUUCUGCAAGGCCUUCCGUGCCGACCCCCGCGCGGUGACUGGCGGCCGGAGCCCGAGCUGGUCGGAGGUCGCGGGCAUCAUCGGCGACCGCGCCGUGUUCGUGGACAACCUCCGCGCCUUCUGCGUGGAGGCCAAUGACCACAACGGGCUGAGGAGGAACUGCGUGUAUGUAGCGAGCUCGUACCAUGCUGUCGACGACGACUGCGACUACACUUUGGAUCGAUACGGGCGGAUGUACUCCGUCGCCGUGCUCGACUUCGCCAACCACACGACGGAAAGCCUCAGCUUUGGAAGCCUGGUGAAGCUCUGGAGCCCUGGAGACGGACAAUGCUCUUCGUGGUUGAUGCCUAGCUGCUGCAGUCUGCACUGAUGGAUCGCAAAAUGCUUCACAACAAGUGGGAAGAAGUAAUAAGUAACAAAAGGUGAGUCUCUUCUUGGUGCCUCUCGGAACAAAUGAAGAUCAGCAUGCUCGUGUUUUAUUCGAAGAAACUCGGAGUAAGUAAGAAUUGUACGUGAAACAAUAAUUUUUGCAAAUCGAUUCGAAAUAGCGGAUCGAGACAGCUUGCUUUAGUUCAAACUCGUAUGUGCUAAUAAGUCCGUGAAGGCAUCUUGGGUAUGGAUAUCCUAUAUUGUCUCGUUUGAAAUCUUAGACUCAAAAUAUUAAAUUUUGUGUGAUUUUGAAAUUUUUGUUUUUUGUUUAUGUUGAAUAAACAGGAUUUGAGAGAA